AUGACUCUGUUGGCUAAAGUACCAACAAACCCCAAGCGUGGCCACCGGCUAGGGACCCUUCUGGCCACGUGGAACAAGAUCAAGGCGGCCACAAUUGAUAGUGGCGAUGGAAGUCAUGCUGAAGAGGUAAUAGACGACGGCGAGGCUCGAACCGAAAAGCAUUCUACUCUGGAGGUGGGCAAUGGAUCAGCAAAAGAUGCUCUCGAGAAUGGCCUGUCUGACACCAAGAAAGCUGGCGUAAAACCUGAAUUUGUGGAGAUCGGACCUCGAGGUGAGGUUUAUAUCUACUACCAGGACCUCUUAGUCUUGGAACUUUGGGAUUGGAACUCUUCUCAAAGGGAUACUCUCACCUUCAUACGAAGCGUGCAAUUUCAAGAACCGGGAAUAACUGCGUUCAAGGUGGGUGAGAUACAUGGGACUUCGGCAAUGGUGACAACGUCAAACGAUAGCCUUAAGUUACACACUAGUGACCGAACUUCCAGCUCUGUCAAGCUCCCAAAGUUCUUCGCGAGUCCCUUCACCAUCAAAAUCUCCAAAUCGGUGAUCUGCGUGGCCUCUGCAGAUGGCUAUGUUGCAUUGUAUUCCGUGGAGAAACCUCGCCUCGAAUUGAUCCCGUUCCGGUUGCGCAGUCUCUUCCAAACUAUCACUAGACCACUUGGUGACAACAAUUGCCUCCGACUUGAUGAGGACGCGGUGAUAUUGAAAACCUCUACCACAGAUAAGAUGCCCGUCUUCGAUUUACAAGGCUCUUGGCUCGCUUAUUGCCCAACAAAGCACGAGAUGGAUCACCAGAAACACCUUCUUCACUCCGAUAGUGCCACUCUCAAGAAGAAAUCAUCAAAUCGCAAGUGCCUGUUCACGGACGUAAAGCUACCGCCUCAGGGUCCACUACUUAUGCGCGUGGUAUCCUCCAUAUCUGGCUCGGCUUUGGAUAAGCUUUAUGCGCUUUCUGAAUCAGGCACUAAGACCUUCCGUGAGUACUGGCUGAAACCAAAAUCUGAGAAGCAAAAUAUCAUUGACAAAGAUGUCUCCUUGCACUCCAUCAGCUCAAACAUCAGCCAGGCGCUUUACUCUACCGCUAGUAAGAUAAAAAAACUGGCCCUUGAUUCAGGUGAUCAUAGAUACAUUCGUAUUAUCAAUCUCGACAACGGCCAGGUGAUAGCAACAUUCAAGCCUCCUGCUGGCGUUUCACAACUCUCGCUUAGUCCAUACGAUCUUCAGCUUGUUCAUGCUAGCUUCAAGGGUGAUAGCUUUUAUCUUUGGGACCUAUACAAGUUGCCGAACGAGGCAUCACUUGUUGGCAAAUUUACUCGAGGCAACACAAGUGCCACGGUGAAGGAGAUUAUGUGGUUCGUCAAUACCGAUGAUCAAAGUUCGCCCGCAGGCACGAACUCUGGAUUCGGCUGUAUAUCCAAGAAAAAGGGCUCACUCCAUUGGUAUAACAUCAAUUACUUGUCAUGCGGUAACGAAGCUGAUAAUUAUCCAAAUAGGUUAGGAGGAAGAUCGAACAAAAAUAAGUUAGGUAAUGGUCAAUUCCUAGACUCAUGGGUAUUGCCCUCCAUUGGUGCUGCUAAAUUCAUGAAAUUGCCCAGAGCGGCUAAUGUCCCAACCUCCUCUGCUGAAGAUAAGUUGUCUGCAAACUGGCUUUACAAGUCAAAUCAGUUAGCAUUUUUAGAUAAUCGUGGAAUCAUCAGGCUUGUGUCGCCGCUAAAUGGCAAGCAUACCUUCAAGUACGUUCUUCCCAAAGAAAGUACUACAGCAGACAGAUCCAGCUCCUUCUCAAGUUUCCUUUCUCCAUCAAGACUGCGCUUGAUGCCGACGAAUGAAAAAGAUUACGAUACUCCAUUGGCACAGACAGAAAUUGAAACGUGCAACAAGUACUUGAGUGUAAUAAACGACAAACGUUUUGAGCUUUCGACAUUUGACAUUGAAGAUGAGGAGGACGUUUUCGACUACUUAAGAGAAAUUGAGCCGCAAAUUCCCUCCAAGACAGUUGAUUUCGGAGGUGUCACCACAAACCCACUGCAGUACGAGGAAACCGAGAAAAACUUGAUUCCAGAUCUUGAUACGGGCUUGUUAAUCGACCCCGAAACUUCUGCCGAGGAGACAUAA
This is a messenger RNA of Candidozyma auris, 2112 nucleotides long. RefSeq lists its product as uncharacterized. The transcript is spliced from 2 exons. NCBI's taxonomy places the organism in Eukaryota, Fungi, Ascomycota, Pichiomycetes, Serinales, Metschnikowiaceae. The record is from RefSeq and is a predicted model, not a curated record. Gene Ontology annotation, molecular function: protein binding. Gene Ontology annotation, biological process: autophagy; response to starvation. Gene Ontology annotation, cellular component: cytoplasm. Bases 1 to 2112 code for a protein of 703 amino acids.